Molecule: messenger RNA, 795 nt
Organism: Lachancea dasiensis
Lineage: Eukaryota; Fungi; Ascomycota; Saccharomycetes; Saccharomycetales; Saccharomycetaceae
Source: the annotation of a GenBank genome assembly
AUGACCCAGUACAAGCUAAACAACGACAUAGUUGUUACCCAGGUCCAGAUAGACCACUGGAAUGCAGCACUGUCUCAAAUGCCGUCGCCCCAGGACAUUUUGAAGUGGGCAAUUACAACGUUUCCACACCUCUUUCAAACCACUGCUUUCGGACUCACAGGAUUGGCCACGAUAGACAUGCUUUCGAAAAUCCAAGAAGACCACAUAACCCCUCUCAUUUUCAUCGACACACUGCACCACUUUCCACAGUCAUUAGAACUUCUUCGAAAGGUAGAAGAUCGUUAUUAUACCCCUCACAACCAAAGCAUCCAUAUAUUCAAGCCUGAGGGCCUCCAAAGUGAGGCCGAAUUUGCCGCAAAGCAUGGGGACUUUCUAUGGGAGCGUGAUGAUAACCAAUAUGACUACCUGGUAAAAGCAGAGCCUGCCCAUCGGGCUUACAAUGAGCUUGGGGUGACGGCGGUUUUUACGGGGCGUCGUAAAUCCCAAGGUGGUGGUCGUUCGGAUUUAAAGUUUAUUGAGGUGGACGAGGUCAAUGGGAUCGUCAAGAUCAAUCCUCUGGCGGACUGGGAUUUCAAGCAGGUGAGGGCCUAUAUUGACGAGAACCAAGUACCUUACAAUGAACUACUCGACUUGGGAUAUAAGUCAAUUGGCGAUUACCACUCCACAGUGCCAGUCGCAGACGGCGAAGACGAGAGAGCCGGAAGAUGGAAGGGUAAAACGAAGACUGAGUGUGGAAUUCACGAGACAAGUCGUUUUGCUCAGUUUUUACAGAACAAUAACGAACUAAAAAGCUGA